GCGUGCUAUUUUUACUUGUGAUUGUCACGGAUCUCGGCUCUUUUUCCCCGUCUGUGCGCCAGCUCUUCCAUUGACGUAACGCCAGCUUAUCUUACACAAUCCCAUGUCAUCCGCAAUCUUUCCCAUUUCCUGCAUCUCCAAACCCAAUUGAACCCUCUCACCAUGUCAUGACACGGCCAAAAUGCUUCCAGAACCAACACUCACACUAACCCUCCCCAGCAUCCACGAUGGCAUCACCCUCGACUGUCGAAUCUAUCAUCCUCUCUCACUGUCCGCGAAUCCCAAAGCUCCAACAUGGCUGAAACAUGCUGCUGUGGUUGCUCAUCCUUAUGCGCCUAUGGGAGGAUGCUAUGAUGACCCUGUGGUUGGAGCGGCAGCUGCGCAGUUACUACGGAAGGGGUUCUUAGUAGGGACUUUUAAUUUUCGAGGUGCACAUGGAUCUGCGGGACGGACUUCAUGGACUGCGAAACCCGAACGAGACGAUUAUGCUACCGUUGUCGCUUUUGUUCUACACUACGUUCACGACCUCGAUCCCUUCCGACCGCACAUCGACAAUACCCUCCACAGCGAACCCUCCACGCCGACAAGGUUAGAAGCACCGAUUAGUCUCGACGCAGCUGUCACUUCAGCACCUCGACCACGACCAAUCUUGCUUAUGGGAGGUUACUCCUACGGCGGAAUGGUCGUAACGCUGAUCCCACCCCUCGACGCAAUUCUCCGGCCGUUCAUAUCGCCCAUCGCAGGCUCCGACGCCGCAGAAGUUCGACUUCGAGCUGCGCAUCUUGCUGAGCAGCAGAACAUCGUGCUUGCGAGUGCCCGUGCAGCAAUGAUUGAGGGGUCAGCGCGGGGGAGGAGUAAGCGAGGUGUAAGAAUUGGGGGCGACGAGAGUGGGAGUCCACGACGAAGUCAUUCCAGUGCCAGGAGGAGCUUUUCGCUGGACGAUGAGAGGUUUAGAAAGGGUGUUCACGAUUUCAUCGCCAAGGCUCGAGCUGGGAGACAUUCGAGAAACGUUUCGCAAAAUCCACCUACGGCUGUCGUACCGCCUGAGCCAGGAGAGCAUCUCCCUCGUAUUACGGAUCUCACCAUGCCACGACCUGCUUACCUCAUGAUCUCACCUCCCCAAGGCGUGGUGACACACCUAGCGACCAUGUCACUUCUCCCGUCAGCGUUAGUGAAGAACAAGGAUCCCCAGGAUGUAGCGGCUGAAGAAAAGCUGAUUAGGAAUUCGUCACUUGUGAUCUUUGGGGAUGAAGAUGGGUUUGCGCCUGUGGGGAAGUUUAGAAGUUGGAAGGCGAAGAUGGAGGGCAAGAUGGGAUCGCAGUUCAGGGGGAGGGAGAUUGAGACGGCAGGACAUUUUUGGGUGGAGGAGGGGGUUUUGGAUCAGUUGAGGGAGAGGGUUGGGGAUUUUGCUGAUGAGUUACUUGCGGGAUAGGAAAUUUACAGGCGUUUUCUUGGGAUGUUGGAGUAAUAUGGACUACGGGGCUUAACGGACAGUUUGAAUCUAUAGUCGGUAUAUAGCAGGGGACUGUGUGAGAGAUGAGUAAUGAAUCAACAGACAAUAUCUCAAUGGCACGGAACUGAUUCGAUAAACACAAUGACAGGCAAGUU
Fusarium verticillioides 7600 is the source of this 1608-nucleotide messenger RNA. RefSeq lists its product as hypothetical. The coding region runs from base 182 to 1432 and encodes 416 amino acids. The record is from RefSeq and is a predicted model, not a curated record. Lineage: Eukaryota; Fungi; Ascomycota; Sordariomycetes; Hypocreales; Nectriaceae. The transcript has 2 exons.